This is a messenger RNA of Anas platyrhynchos (mallard), 5325 nucleotides long. It is a transcript of the gene ARC, whose product is annotated as activity regulated cytoskeleton associated protein. Gene Ontology annotation, biological process: regulation of long-term synaptic potentiation; regulation of neuronal synaptic plasticity; positive regulation of AMPA receptor activity. NCBI's taxonomy places the organism in Eukaryota, Metazoa, Chordata, Aves, Anseriformes, Anatidae. The record is from RefSeq and is a predicted model, not a curated record. Gene Ontology annotation, molecular function: mRNA binding. Gene Ontology annotation, cellular component: plasma membrane; cytoplasm; actin cytoskeleton.
GUGGCAGUUCAGACAGGGAAGAGAAGCAGCUCUUUGCAUCUCUAGUGAAAGCGCUUUUGACUCGCCAAGUUUACCGGAGAAGAAAUCAUCAGGAUUUCUUUUUUUUUUUUUUUUUUUCUUUCUUCCUUUCUUUUGCGGCAGCUUCCAGCCUCUGUGUGCAUCGCUGUGUGUUUCAACUGAGCGGGGACUCUUCGUCGUUCGAGAUUCUCAGCUCCGGACGAGCAGGUAGCAGGCACGCGUUUGGGGCUGGACAUCUUAGCCAACUCCUCUCCUCGUUCCUGGAAGAUCCUGGUUCUCUCUGGGACACCCUGAGUACGUGAGACAGGCGUUUCCAGCAAGGCACUGGGAGAAAUUUGCCUACAACUCUCCUGAGAUCCACGGGGACCGAACAGCUCACUCUGCGGUGAUAUCUGAUUUGGUUGUGUUUGUGUCGAAAAGUCCUUUGAGGGGGGUUUAAAAGUCUCUGUGUGUCUUUUGGGAAGUGUUGCGGUGGGGGUUUUGAGAGCAGGCUCUAGUGCCGGGGCUUAAAACCCAGUUUUUUUCUGUGUUUGACACUUGUACGGUAGGAGCAAUGCAGCUGGAUAAUGUCACCAACGCUGGCAUCCACUCCUUCCAGGGGCACCGUGGAGUGGCCAACAAGCCCAAUGUGAUCCUACAGAUAGGGAAAUGCAGGGCGGAAAUGUUGGAGCACGUCAGGAGGACCCACCGGCACCUCCUGUCUGAGGUCUCCAAGCAGGUGGAGCGCGAGCUGAAGGGCUUGCAGAAAUCGGUGGGGAAGUUAGAGAACAACUUAGAGGACCAUGUCCCAACCGAUAACCAGAGAUGGAAGAAGUCCAUCAAGGCCUGCCUGGCCAGGUGCCAGGAGACCAUUGCCCAUCUGGAGAGAUGGGUCAAGAGAGAGAUGAAUGUUUGGAAGGAGGUCUUUUUCCGCCUGGAGAAGUGGGCAGACCGUCUGGAGUCCAUGGGGGGCAAAUAUUGCCCUGGGGAACAUGGCAAGCAGACUGUGUCCGUUGGGGUGGGAGGCCCAGAGAUAAGGCCCAGCGAGGGGGAGAUUUAUGAUUAUGCCCUUGAUAUGAGCCAAAUGUAUGCGCUGACCCCUCCUCCUGGGGAGGUGCCCAGCAUCCCCCAGGGCCACGAUUCCUACCAGUGGGUCUCUGUGUCGGAGGAUGCUCCAGCCUCCCCAGUGGAGACCCAGGUCUUUGAGGAUCCCCGGGAGUUUUUGAGCCACUUGGAGGAAUACUUAAAGCAGGUGGGUGGGACAGAGGAGUACUGGCUGUCUCAGAUCCAGAACCACAUGAACGGCCCAGCUAAAAAGUGGUGGGAAUACAAGCAGGACUCCGUCAAGAACUGGGUUGAGUUCAAGAAGGAGUUCCUGCAGUACAGCGAGGGGACUCUGACUAGGGAUGCUAUCAAAAGGGAGCUGGAUCUACCCCAGAAAGAGGGGGAGCCCCUUGACCAGUUCCUCUGGCGCAAGAGAGACUUGUACCAGACCCUGUAUGUUGAUGCCGAUGAGGAGGAGAUUAUCCAGUAUGUGGUAGGCACCCUCCAGCCCAAACUGAAGCGCUUCUUGAGUUACCCCUUGCCCAAGACUUUAGAGCAGCUGAUCCAAAGAGGGAAGGAAGUCCAAGGCAACAUGGACCACUCUGAUGAGCCCAGUCCACAGAGGACCCCCGAAAUUCAAUCAGGGGACUCUGUGGAGAGCAUGCCUCCCUCAACCACCGCCAGCCCUGUGCCGAGCAAUGGGACACAACCCGAGCCCCCUAGCCCUCCAGCUACUGUCAUAUGAGUUAGUCCCACAGAUGAUGGCAAUCUGGGUUAUGUGAACGGGAGAAGGGGGCGAAUUUAGGAAGCUUCUCCUCGGAGAGAGGUUCCGGCUGAGCCGCGACACGAGGUGUGCUCAGUCCAACAGCCCAUAGCAAAGGAAUCAACUUUGCUCGUGGGGGGAGGGAGGCGAAGGGGGAGAGGCAACCUUAGGAUGUGGUUGCCCACCUCACCCGAGCCACGCCAUACGGUGGUGCCGGGGAUGCUGCUUGCACCACUGUGGGGGACGGACAAUUUUAUAAGACCCAUGACAAGAAACCAGAGACAAUUCCCAACUUCAGAAGCAGCCGCUUGGCACUGGCGGCUUUCAAGGACUUCUGACAAGUGCAGCUAUUGGCUGAGGGUUCCUACCCGUCUGGAUCUCUCCUCCUUCUCCCCUCCCUCUCAUAAAGAGGUUCUGAGAGGACAUCUUUCUUCUGACCCUUGCCCAUUUCUAAUUUACCACUGGGCUUCUGUUUACUUGGCAGUCUCCUCUUCUGUCUUGCUUUAAAGGAUAAAAGAUUUUUAUUUGUUUAUUUUGUUUAAUUAAGAGGAAAUCCUGUGACUUCAGGAAAUGAAAACCUUAAGAAUCUGGGCAAUGUUUAGUGUUUUUAAUUUCAGUGCACCCAAUACCUGCUUUAAUGUUUUUCCUCCCAAGAGGCUGGUUUACUCCUUAUCUUAGUUUUUGCUCACUCCAAUCAAGGCCACUGCAGUGCAGUAGCAAAUUUCACCCUUUCUCUGCACAUUACACUGUGCAUUCAGCAGUAAACAGAGUUUCAAAUUAAAUUCUGGGUUAUUUUAUUGAAGGGAGAAUGAGUCUCACUUUCAGAGAAGGGAGGGUGUCAGGGUGAAGAAAGCAAGCAACACAGCUAUUUUGUGAGGGUGGGGAGGAGUUAGAGGAAACAAAUCCUUAUACUUUGAAUGAAACAAACAAACACAGCCAAAAUUCAGAGCAAAAUAUUCCCAGAGCAGCAAAUCAUGUCCAUGCUGAUACAUGGAGACAACAGGAACUUUUGCCAUAUAAAAGCAAAUCAACGUGAAGAGAGGAGCUGUGUGUCCCAGCACAGCCUCAGCCUGUGCAUCACGAAGAAGAAUUUCUGCUUUCACAGACAGACUGAAAUGCUCUUGGAAAGCCUGGCACCUCUGUCAUCUGAGGACAAAGAGUUGCCUGUUCACACAGAACUCCCUACAACAGCCCCUUUGCCAUGGAUGGAGAUGGACUUGGACUCGGUGACAUUUUCCAUGGUGAGACAGCAAUGCUCAGCACUUGCCUUGCUUUGACCGAGGCUUGAUGAUAGGACUUUGAGAAGAAAUUGCUGUAAGAUGCAGGAAGUCUGGCUCUUCAAAACCUCUCGAGGCUGGACACAUCUUGAACAUCAUCUGCAUUCACCACCAGACCAAAUAAGCAACACCUCUGCAAGAUGUACAGCAGGGAUGCAGUGACAGGAGUGUCCCUGGGAUGUCCCUGGCACUACAACAGCAGCAAUGUGUGACACCGGCGGCUUGGAAGGCCUUUGGCAUGCCUCCUUCCAAGAGGCUGAAGUGACUCACUCAGAGCCUCCUCUGAGAAGAAAUCACUUCACGGUGCUCAGGUCUCGGAAGGAAAGCCAAAGAGAAAAGACUUCAAAACCAAGAAUUCAACAGGGGACCUGCUGCCAGGAUCCCCAGCUGCCGAGUGCCGGAUCCUCUGCCUGAAUGAAAGCCUGGCACAGAGAUUCCUGCUGCUGUUGCUGAGUUUCCUCCUCUGUGCCCAAGACACCUACUUUCCCAGGGGAGAAGCAAACACUUCUGGAAGACAAGAAGGCAAAAUGUGCACCAAAGAGCCAACCAUGCCGUGCAAUGCUGUAUUCAAGAUGCUGAGAGCCAGAAUGAAAGAGGGAGCCAGUUCCAACAGGGUGAAGAAAAGGCUGAGCUGGUCCAACUGGUCCAAGAGCAGAAGAAAGUGCUGAGAAUGAAAAGAGAAACCAAGAGAAAAGAUAAACCAAGAGAACCAGGUCUGGGCUUUGGGGACAGCAAGGAUGCUGGACUUGUACCGACUGUCUGUUGAGAUGAUGCCAUACCUCUGCAGUCUGGGGCCACUGGGACUCAUCUAAAGAAAUCUUCACUAGAUUACCAGAUUAAAACACGAAAACUUUCCUGAUUAACUUUGCCAAAUGACUGACCCUCCCUAGGCUACGAACCCUCCAUGCUGUUAAGGCUGUAACUCAUUUUUCCUGAGUCGAGGGUCGCUUCAUUUCAUGCGGGUAUCAGUUUUCAAACCUCAAACAGCUCUGGAGGUUCGGAGAAGCAUCCUGGGGUCCAGAUGCUUGUCUGAACUACUUGAGCCUGCACAACUGGGCCAGCUGUCUUGCCAAAAGGGACACUUGUGAGACAGCAGGCGCUUCCUGGAUCUGCAUGGGCCAGAGUUACUGCAAGAAGCUGAUGCUCUUGUGGUGGCUUUGGUGUGACUGCUUCCAUACAGACCCAGGGAGCAAAAAAAAGGUGCAUGAGAGACAACAGCUCGAGUGAGUUGAACCAAGCCUUUUUGCAAGACAGUUUUGGUUCACAUCUCAUUUGAAGGGAUCCCGUUGGUUCCUCUCUCUUCCAGAGCCAAGGGUCCCGGGUAUGUGUGUGCGCGUCAGUGCGGGUGUGCAUGUGUCGAGUGAUCAGAUCCACUUAACCAAAUUCUGCGGAGUUUUGUUGUGUUUGAACCAAGCCAAUGGGAUAUCAUGCACAUUCCAACAUUGCUCAGCCAAAAAUGUCCAGGACCAGAAAAUUAUGUGAAACCAUGUAAAGCAGACUUCAUAGGUGUCAUCCCAAGGUCAAAAUGAAGUUUGAUUUUGAGGUGCUUAAUUUCCACAGUCCCUCUCCAGGGACCUGACUGCCUCAAUGGGUAUUUUCAAUGUCCAUAGACUUUCCUGCCUUUUCUAUGAGUUAUCCUGCCUGAACUACUUGAUUAUAUGGUCCUGAGCUUUGUACAUUUUCCACUGACUUUGUGGAGUGUGCACAACUGAACACCCUUGGCUGGUUUUAUUUCAGUUAGUUGCUCCUAGCUGAUUGGAGCUUUACUUGUAGCACCCUGGUUUAUAUUACCAGCUUCUCCAGGAAGGACUGGUAGUUUGUUUUCCUGGGGUAGAGUCACGUGAAUGAAGAAGUGUGUAUGUGCUGUGUCUGUGAAACUUUAGAAGAUUUCAAUCACUGGAGAUUUUUUUUUCCUUAGGUAAUUUUACAUUUGACUCUGACAGAACUACAUUAGAGUUUUUAUUUUUACUAGAAAUAUUAAUAAUUCAAACAACCUUGUACAAAAGGCAAACUCAUUGAAUCACUACAGGUUAUAGGGGUUGAAGCCAAAAGGUCUUUGUAAGCCGACAUCACUUGCCCUAGAUCUGACUGUAUCAGGCAGUUAUUCCUCAUGUGUCAUGUUGGAGUUACAAGAUCACACCAAGCCACUAGAACCUGUCAGUAGAAUAGUGCUACACUUUAUUUGCUAUUGUAGCAAAGCCUUUUGUAGAUUUAUACAAUAAAACUUUGAAAUAUCUGCUUAAA